Messenger RNA from Cyprinodon variegatus (sheepshead minnow), 1878 nucleotides. RefSeq names its product transcription factor E2F1-like. NCBI's taxonomy places the organism in Eukaryota, Metazoa, Chordata, Actinopteri, Cyprinodontiformes, Cyprinodontidae. Gene Ontology annotation, biological process: regulation of transcription by RNA polymerase II. Gene Ontology annotation, cellular component: RNA polymerase II transcription regulator complex. Gene Ontology annotation, molecular function: DNA-binding transcription factor activity, RNA polymerase II-specific; RNA polymerase II cis-regulatory region sequence-specific DNA binding; protein dimerization activity. Bases 79 to 1260 code for a protein of 393 amino acids. The record is from RefSeq and is a predicted model, not a curated record. The transcript is spliced from 10 exons.
AAGAAGAAGUCGUAAACACAGCGCACGCGGUGAGCUCUGGCUGCUGUUUGAUUCUUUCCCCGGUUUCACAGCCGAAACAUGAUCCCUGCUUCUGCUCGAAACCGAAAGAAAAGCCAACCGGCUCUCGGCGUCAGCAGGAAGUGCGCCGUUUCCGGUUGUCCGAACAGCACGGGCAGCUUGAACCGGAGCGCGCUGAACCGACCCCCGAAACGGUUCUUCAAGUUCCCCACAAACCCGGACCAGCUGAAGGUGUGGCUGGCCGCGCUGAGGGAAACCAACAGAGACCCGUCUGAGCAGCUUUUCAUCUGCGAGGACCACUUCCUGCCGGAGGACAUCUUUAAAAACGGGAUCAGCAGCGACGCCAUCCCCAUCAUGCCGCCGUACGUGGAUGGAGCGCAGCAGCUGAUCAGUCCCUGGAGCUGUGAUUCCCUGGAGGAGGAGGAGGAGCAGUGGCCCACCAGGCACUGGGAUACUGAGGAGGAGGAGGAGGAGAAAGAGGAGGCUCCUCCUCCUCCUUCAGCAGCAGCUCUGCAGCAGAAUCCAGACCGAGGCUCGGAUAACCCAUCAGCACCCGAGUUAAAGAGAGAUUUCUGCUCUGAAAACGAAGCAACCAGCUGGUUCAUCAGAGAAGGCACCUCUGUGGCCCGCCUCACUCGGGGUUUCCUGGAGCUUCUGAUGGCGGCUCCAGACCACGCCGUGGACGUCAGAGAGGUGGCCGUGAAGCUCCAGACCCACGUCCACCGCGUUCACACCGUCAUCGACGUCCUGCUGGGGAUGGACCUGGUCCAGACGGAAUCGGAUCAGAUGGAUGAUCAGACUCUGGUCAGAUGGAUAGGAAGCAGUCCGAUCUACAGCUUCCUGUGGAGGGACACGCUGCAGUUCCUGACCAUGCUGCAGAGGCUGACGGCCAUGGAGGACGAGGUGGACCAGCUCUUUAAAACCUGCGCCUGGCAGCUUUUCGCCCUCACAGAGGAUGAGGAGAACGCCGCGCUCGCCUACAUCAGCUGCCAGGACGUCUGCCGCCUCGGAGGCCUUCAGCAGCAGACGGCGAUCUUGAUCCGAUCUCCUCCAGAAACCAAGCUGACCAUCCCUCCUCCUGACGAGGACGGGAUUCAGAUGAAUCUGGUUUCGGAGAAGGGUCCCAUCGUGGCGCUGACCUGUGAGGUCGGACCGCUGAACGCUGAGCCCAGCAGGGUCUUCUCAGCGCUGGAGAGUCGUGUCAGGAUGAAGGAAGUAGGAGGCAAGAAGCUGCAGAUCUAGGAAAGGAAGAAUGAGGAUAAGGAUUUCCGGGCGGCUGAAGAUUGUGUGAUGGUGCUGAUGAAGACGCCUCUAAAGGAGGAAAGGCCCCAUGAUGGAGGCGAUCCUGGAAGCAGGACUGGAGCCGUAAGGAGCAGAGAGAGAGCGGCCAUGUUGGAAGCCAUGGUGAAAACCUGGACUGUAGUUUUCCUUUAAAUGUUUACUAGAACUCAUUGACCACAGCGCCCUCUGGUGGCUGGUUGAUCGCUGCAGAUGUCACAGCCUCCGAUGAGAGAAGAUCUGUUUGGUCAAAGCAGCUCCUUCCUUCAGUCGGACGGAAACAGGACUGUGAUGUUUUUAUGGCGUCAUCAGCUGGUUGCUGCAGUUACUGGAUCCUCAGCUGGUCUGGAAAUUAAGGAUCAGGGAUUUUUCAAAUGAAGCCUUUCAGUUCACCAUCUUCGGUGUGGACGCCGUUACUGAGUUUGGACCAACGCAAGUUUUGCCUAUCAGUUUACGAUGGAAGCUGUAAUUAUUUAAUUGAGGCUGCAGGGCGGCGAUAGAGAGCAGGACAGCAGCAACGUUCUUUGAUCUGGACUCAUCUGACGUCUCUGAUCCGUUUCUUUUCAAUUGAAAAUUGGUUUG